GACGUGCCCACUCUGAUAUCCAUUCCUGGGACAAACAUGCUUGGUCUUAUCGUCGUUGCCGUACUUGUCGGCUGUGUUUUGUCCAGAAUGAAAGAAAACGCCAAACCAAUGGUUGACCUGUUCCAGUGUAUGUAUCGGGUGGUUAUGCGAUUGAUUGGAAUCUUUAUUUGGUUUACUCCAGUCGGUCUGGUUUUCCUCAUAUCAUCAUCGAUAGUACAUACAGAAAGACCUAUUGUUGUGCUCCAGGAACUGGCAAUAUUCUUCCCUACUGCAGUCUGUUGCUUGAUGUUGCAUUCCUUUGGAUCAUUGUCAUUAUUAUACUUUUUGGUGACGAAAAAGAAUCCCUACAGAUUUGUUCUUAACAUGUCUAAAGCGUUGCUGACAGCAUUCGGGACGUCAUCAAGCGCGGCUACACUACCUGUAACCAUGGACUGCCUGGUCAGUAAGAACCACGUGGACAGCCGAGUGGUGAAUUUCAUUACACCUAUAGGCGCCAUCAUCAACAUGGACGGGACGGCUCUCUAUGUUUCUAUGGUAACAAUAUUUGUCUCACAGAGACUCGGAGUGACGCUUGAUUUUGGAAAUUACAUAAUUAUUGGUCUCUCAGCCUUCGGAAUCUCCGUGGGAUCUGCAGGUGUACCAGGCUUAGGUUUAGUAACAAUGACGAUAGCAGCCAUGGCAGUCGGUCUACCAAUAGAUCAAAUACUUUUGGUGGCUCCGGUUGACUGGAUUAUUGAACGUUUCCGAACUGUUGCUAACGUAUACGGAGAUUCAGUUGGGGCCGGAAUUGUGAACCAUCUGUCUUCAAAAGUUUUGAAUACUACAGAGCAAGGCUUCCCUCAGGAUGCAGGCUCCAAUGAUAGAUACAACUCUGGCAGCAUAAAAGAAACAGAGAGCCUAGUUUGA
Ylistrum balloti is the source of this 906-nucleotide messenger RNA. Its product is annotated as excitatory amino acid transporter 1-like. Gene Ontology annotation, cellular component: plasma membrane. Gene Ontology annotation, biological process: L-glutamate transmembrane transport. Lineage: Eukaryota; Metazoa; Mollusca; Bivalvia; Pectinida; Pectinidae. The coding region runs from base 37 to 906 and encodes 289 amino acids. Gene Ontology annotation, molecular function: glutamate:sodium symporter activity; L-glutamate transmembrane transporter activity; neutral L-amino acid transmembrane transporter activity. The record is from RefSeq and is a predicted model, not a curated record. The transcript is spliced from 5 exons.